Molecule: messenger RNA, 525 nt
Organism: Caenorhabditis remanei
Lineage: Eukaryota; Metazoa; Nematoda; Chromadorea; Rhabditida; Rhabditidae
Exons: 3
Coding region: 1-525 (174 amino acids)
Source: RefSeq, a predicted model, not a curated record
AUGAACACCACACCGUUCCCCUUACUAUUCCUCCCUGAAAAAUCACUAAUUCUCACUUUACAAUGUAUGGAAUCUCAUGAACUAAUCGCUGUCUCAAUUCUAUCUAAAACAAUGCAAAAGUUGACAUUGUCUGUAAUCCCACAAGCUCAAAAAAGUUUUAUCACAUUCUUCAACUAUACAGAGAUAAUGAUUGGAUUUGGACUUACAAAUUUUAUAAAGUUUAUUUUCUAUGAUGACAAGGCCCCGAAAUAUAUCUACGUUGAAAUCUGGAAGGAUACCGAGCACCACAGAUUGCAAUGGUUCAACCAUAGAAUUUCGACUCAACAAUGGAUCAAACACGUCUUCAAAGUGACAAAGGUUAACACCGUUACCGAUAUACGAUUUGUCGAAAACUGCGAACGCUUCACUGCUGAUAUUGUACGUAGUAUUCUUCCAACAGGAAAUGCAACAUGUAUUGAUUCAAAACUUCCACAUGAUAAAUGUGAAGUCGUUACCUAUAACUUUGGACGAUUUAUUGCUUGUUAA